This is a messenger RNA of Phyllostomus hastatus (greater spear-nosed bat), 2796 nucleotides long. RefSeq names its product intraflagellar transport 81 (gene IFT81). Gene Ontology annotation, biological process: intraciliary transport; cilium assembly. NCBI's taxonomy places the organism in Eukaryota, Metazoa, Chordata, Mammalia, Chiroptera, Phyllostomidae. The transcript is spliced from 19 exons. Gene Ontology annotation, cellular component: cilium; centrosome; intraciliary transport particle B. Bases 240 to 2270 code for a protein of 676 amino acids. Gene Ontology annotation, molecular function: tubulin binding. The record is from RefSeq and is a predicted model, not a curated record.
UAGGUGACGGAGCCCCGGACCCCGCGGUCCACAGCCGGGGCUCGCCCUGCGGGGGCUCAGCCUCUAGGGGCGACGCCUCAAGCCCGGGGGCCCGGGGGGCCGGGGGGCCGGGCCGCGGGAGGGGGCGGCCGGCCCGCCGCUGAGAGGGCUCUCUCCACACUGCAGGGAGGACGGGAGACCAGGGGGACAAGGAGGAGGCGCUAGUUCGUGCCCUGCAGUUUAAGUUAUAAGACCUGAUCAUGAGUGAUCAAAUCAAAUUCAUUGUGGACAAUCUCAACAAGGAGCCUUUUAGGAAGAACUAUAAUUUAAUCACAUUUGAUUCCCUGGAGCCAAUGCAACUGUUACAAGUUCUCAAUGACGUCCUGGCUGAGAUCGACCCAAAGCAAGUUGUUGACAUCAGAGAGGAGAUGCCAGAGCAGACAGCCAAACGGAUGUUAAGCCUUCUUGGUAUUCUUAAAUACAAACCCCCAGGAAAUGCCACAGACAUGAGCACCUUUCGUCAGGGUCUGGUGACUGGAAGCAAACCUGUAAUUUACCCCGUGCUCCACUGGCUUCUGCAGAGGACGAGUGAACUGAAGAAAAGAGCCUAUUUAGCUCGUUUUUUAAUAAAACUGGAGGUGCCAAGUGAGUUUCUUCAGGAUGAAACUGUGGCGGAUACGAAUAAACAGUAUGAAGAGUUGAUGGAGGCCUUUAAAACUCUGCAUAAAGAAUGUGAGCAGCUUAAGACAUCUGGAUUUUCUACGGCAGAAAUAAGAAGGGAUAUCAGUGCAAUGGAGGAAGAAAAGGACCAGCUCAUCAAGAGAGUCGAACGCUUGAAGAAGAGGGUGGAGACAGUUCAGAAUCACCAACGGAUGCUUAAAAUAGCAAGGCAACUUCGCGUUGAAAAAGAGAGGGAAGAAUUUCUUGCACAACAGAAACAGGAACAAAAGAAUCAGCUAUUUCACGCAGUGCAGAGGCUGCAAAGAGUACAAAACCAGCUGAAAAUUAUGCGCCACGCAGCAGCAGAUGCAAAGCCUGAAAGUUUAAUGAAGAGACUAGAGGAAGAGAUAAAGUUUAAUUCAUAUAUGGUAACUGAAAAAUUUCCUAAAGAAUUAGAGAACAAGAAAAAAGAACUGCAUUUUUUACAAAAAGUGGUGUCAGAGCCUGCUAUGGGCCAUUCUGAUCUUCUUGAACUUCAAUCCAAAAUAAAUGAAAUAAACACACAGAUCAAUCAGCUGAUUGAGAAGAAAAUGAUGAGAAAUGAGCCGAUCGAGGGCAAACUCUCACUGUACAGGCAGCAGGCAUCCAUCAUUUCUCGUAAAAAAGAAGCGAAAGCUGAGGAGCUUCAGGAGACAAAGGAGAAGCUAGCCAGCCUCGAGAGAGAGGUGUCAGUGAAGACAAAUCAGACGCGUGAACUUGACGGCACUGAGAUUCUGAAGGGGGACGAGUUCAAACGGUAUGUCAGUAAGCUUCGGAGCAAGAGUACAGUUUUCAAAAAGAAGCAUCAGAUAAUAGCUGAACUGAAAGCUGAGUUUGGUCUCUUGCAGAGGACGGAAGAACUGCUUAAGCAACGCCAUGAAAAUAUUCAACAUCAGCUGCAAAACACCGAGGAGAAAAGGGGCAUAUCUGGGUAUAGCUACACCCAGGAGGAGCUGGAGAGAGUGUCCGCCCUGAAGAGUGAGGUGGACGAGAUGAAAGGGCGGACCCUGGACGACAUGUCGGGAAUGGUGAAAAAACUGAAUUCACUGGUAUCUGAAAAGAAGUCAGCUCUAGCCCCAAUUAUAAAAGAACUACGACAGUUGCGUCAAAAGUGUCAAGAGCUGACCCAGGAGUGUGAGGAAAAGAAAUCCCAGUAUGAUAGCUGUGCAGCGGGCCUCGAAAGCAACCGGUCCAAAUUAGAACAGGAAGUCAGAGGGCUCCGCGAGGAAUGCCUUCAGGAAGAGAGUAGAUACCACUAUACAAACUGCAUGAUCAAGAACCUGGAGGUGCAGCUCCGCCGGGCCACGGAGGAGAUGAGGGCCUACGUCUCUGCCGACCAGCAGGGGAAGAGAAGGGCCGUCAGGGAACAGUACACCAAAAAUAUUGCUGAGCAGGAGAACCUCGGAAAGAAACUUCGGGAAAAACAAAAAGCUGUACGAGAAAGUCAUGGUCCGAAUAUGAAGCAAGUGAAAAUGUGGCGUGAUUUUGAGCAAUUGAUGGAAUGUAAGAAACAGUGCUUUCUGCAACAACAAAGCCAGACUGCCUUCGGUCAGGUAACUCAGGAGGGAGGCGAGGACCGGCUGGUGCUCUGAGUGUCUGUCCUCACGCAGGGCUGGAGCCGGCGCAGCGAGCCGUAGGCAGACUUUUGGGAUGUAGUUCUUUUCUUGAAAGGGGUUUAUACGCCUCGUACUUUCAGAUCAGCCAUUCCCUGCGACGUUUUCCUGAAAAAUAACGUUAAGGCAGAUUUAGGUUUUAAAGGUUUUUUUUAAUACAAAAAAAUGGCUUUUAGUUUUGCUUAGUUUAAACAUUAGUGGUAUCUUCUGAGUUUUAUGAGACAGGUGACUAAGUUUACUAUCUGUAAAUGUAAACAUAUGUCCAUUAAGAAACAUGUAGUUUUUAAAAAAUAUAAUAACCCAAUGGCUUAAUGUUUUUCUUAAUCUUUUUUUAACUUUAGAAGAAUCUUUUAGGAACUAAUAUCUCUUGUUUUGAAGAAACAUUUAUCUGAAGUUCAGCAAUUUCUACAGUUUCACUUCAGUUUCUUUUUCUUCUGUAAAAUUCAAGAACAUUUAAUAUUUUGAAUAACAUCUUUGUUCUAUUUGUAUUGUCUAAGGCAAAUAA